Molecule: messenger RNA, 926 nt
Organism: Ricinus communis (castor bean)
Lineage: Eukaryota; Viridiplantae; Streptophyta; Magnoliopsida; Malpighiales; Euphorbiaceae
Product: zinc finger protein SHOOT GRAVITROPISM 5
Exons: 2
Coding region: 219-620 (133 amino acids)
Biological process (GO): gravitropism
Cellular component (GO): nucleus
Source: RefSeq, a predicted model, not a curated record
GCGUAGUCGUCUGUCUAUUAAGCAUCGGAUUCAGCCCGUCGGAACUGCAACAGUGAACGUUCACAGUGAAUAGGGGUGUUAUUGUAAAGUCAGUCUGCAUGGGUACUAUGGACAUAAUAGUAAUUUAAUCUAGCGCGGUUUUUAUAUAUAGGCACCCGUCAUUGCCACCUUGAUAGUUCUCCUUCAGCUUAAACCUCUUUCUUUUUAUAUCUUGUUCAAUGGAAGAGGACGAUCAUAAGGAGUUACAGCUGCUUCCCUCUCAACAAUCCUUAGCUUCUUCCUCUUCUUGUUCACUCAUGUCAUUCCGGCCGCCGGAUUCUAAUUCGCUGAGUGAUGGGAAAGUGGAUACAGGCUGCGUCGAGGCGUUGAAAUGGCAGGCGGCGGAGCAAAUUCGACUGGCUGCCAUUGAAAAAGCUUAUGCAGAAAGAGUAAGGGAGCUAACGAGAAGAGAGAUGGAGUUAGCACAAUCAGAGUUUGCAAGGGCAAGACAUAUGUGGCAAAGAGCUAGAGAAGAAGCGGAAAAAGCUGAGAGAAUGAAGGAGAGGGCAACGAGGCAGAUAGAUUCUACGUGCAUGGAGAUCACUUGCCAAUCUUGCAGGCAAAGGUUCAAGCCAGCUUAAAAAGAAAAGGAAACAAGCAAAAAAGAAAAGGCUUCUUUUAUAUCAGGAUUGUUAUUUGAAACUCUCCAAGACAAGAUGAUGAGAAUGAGAUGAAUAAUCUAUAUGGCCAAGUUGUUUGAGUUUUGAAAAAUUUGGGUAUUGGAUUCCUUCUUUUUUCAUUUCAACAGAACAGAAGAUAGAAGGGAUAAGAUCAUAAGUGGGGUUGGAAAAGUUUGCAAUUCCCAUACUUUGUUUCUUCUUCAUCAUUGUGAUAUGUUUGAUUAUUUUGGCUUUUGACCUUAAUAAUUAUGACAGAAUUUAUUUAAA